AUGGAAUUGCGCGAACAUUGUGCUCGCUGUCGCGCUAAAUCGAUCGUCCGUUAUAAGAACGACAACCCUUGUGAUCAUUACCGAUCCCAGCAUGUCUUGGAAAAGCAGACAACCUUCUCUCCGGAAAAACACUCGUCUGAAUGUUUCAAGUCCCGGACCUUCGAGGAAGAAGAACGGAAGAAUGAGAUUGCCGCCUGCAUCGACAAAUUCGUUUUGGCGAAAAGAUUGCACGCAGAGAAUCUGCAGCCCCAGCCACUCCCAGAUCGAGUGGACGAUUCCAUCUUCAGGAAAGGAUGUCGCACUUGUUUGGCCAGUUACAAACAGGACGCGAAGUGGAAUCAGGAUCGAGCAAAUUUCGCAACGAGAAUAGAGAAUCGCUUUGAACCCGCGCUUGGCUGCAAGAAACCGGAGACUCGGAUGGAUUUGGCGAUCUGUUGGGAGACGCCAAUAGACCCGGUAUAUGAACCUCGCAGAGCGACUCACAUCGACGGUUCCGAGGGUGGCUCAGCUCCGGCGAUCUUUGCCAUGAUCCAACACACUCCGGUGCCGAAGAAUCGCCAGCUUUUAUCUCGUAACGAGGAGAAAAACAAGUGCGAUUGUGCGAAGCAGGACGAAGCGGAGAAAGAUAGGAAUCGAGGCUGCUAUGAUCGUUCCUACAACGGUGAGGAAUAAUAACUCUGUGGUGAACAGCGUUACGAGAAGCCGUUGAGGUCGAAUUCCGUGCUGCGCAUCACCGAACAUAAGUGCACGGCUUGCCAAGGCGAAAUGAAAGCAGAAUUCGAGUGGCGAAGAAAGGAUUCGAGACUGAUCCGGUCCGCGGAUUUCGCGCUCGGUCUCGAAAAAAAGCCGACGAUGGGCGACGACGUCCCGUGCAGAAACGGAUUACCACCGAUGAAGAUGACAGUGCCGCGGCCGAAGACUCCCUUUGCGAGGCGCACUUUCUGCAUCGACACUCUGGCACCGCCGUUCAGCGUAGUGAAUGGCUGCCGGGAUGCCGACUAUCCCGAACACUGGCGCCUCAUGUCUGUGUACCAGCAAUCGUACAAGAACCCGCAAAAACGAAAGGCUCGCCGCUUCUAA
Molecule: messenger RNA, 1080 nt
Organism: Atta colombica
Lineage: Eukaryota; Metazoa; Arthropoda; Insecta; Hymenoptera; Formicidae
Exons: 3
Source: RefSeq, a predicted model, not a curated record